AUGGACAAACACAAUACAACAAUACUGAAUGAAUUCAUCCUAAUGGGAAUCACCAACCGCCCUGAGCUGCAGGUUCCAUUGUUUGUGCUGUUCCUCAUCAUCUACAUGAUCUCAAUGGUGGGCAACUUGGGCAUGAUCAUCCUCACCAUGAUAGACUCCAAGCUACAAACACCAAUGUACUUUUUCCUCAGACACCUGGCUAUCACGGAUCUUGGUUACUCAACAACUGUGGGACCCAAAAUGUUGGUGAAUUUUCUUGUGGAUGAAAAUAGAAUUUCCUAUUAUUUUUGUGCUAUACAGCUCGCUUUCUUUCUCGUGUUCAUUGUUUGUGAAAUUUUCAUUUUAUCAGCCAUGUCCUAUGACCGCUAUGUGGCCAUCUGUAACCCUCUGCUCUAUGCAGCCAUCAUGUCCCAAAGGGUAUGUCGAGCACUGGUGACAAUCCCUUAUCUCUACAGCACCUUUGUUUCUCUUCUGGUCACCAUAAAGAUUUUUAACUUAACCUUCUGUGGCUACAAUGUCAUCAGUCAUUUCUACUGUGACAGUCUACCAUUGUUACCUUUGCUUUGCUCAAACACACAUGACACUGAAUUAAUCAUUCUCAUUCUAGCAGCUUUUGAUUUGAUUUCAUCCCUUCUAGUAGUUCUUGUCUCUUACCUGCUCAUCCUUAUCACCAUUCUCAGGAUGAACUCUGCAGAAGGUCGGCGCAAGGCCUUUGCUACCUGCGCAUCCCACCUGAUAGUGGUCGUAGUAUUCUAUGGGACUUUGAUCUUUAUGUAUGUUCAGCCCAAGUCCAGUCAUUCCUUCAACACUGAUAAAGUGACUUCUAUAUGUUACACUCUGGUUAUUCCCAUGUUGAAUCCAUUGAUCUAUAGUUUGAGGAACAAAGAUGUAAAAUAUGCCCUACAGAGGACAUGGAAAAAUAUAUGCAAUAUAUUUUCUAAAGUUUGA
This is a messenger RNA of Chrysochloris asiatica (Cape golden mole), 948 nucleotides long. Its product is annotated as olfactory receptor 8K3-like. The coding region runs from base 1 to 948 and encodes 315 amino acids. Gene Ontology annotation, biological process: G protein-coupled receptor signaling pathway; sensory perception of smell. Lineage: Eukaryota; Metazoa; Chordata; Mammalia; Afrosoricida; Chrysochloridae. The transcript has a single exon. The record is from RefSeq and is a predicted model, not a curated record. Gene Ontology annotation, molecular function: G protein-coupled receptor activity; odorant binding; olfactory receptor activity. Gene Ontology annotation, cellular component: membrane.